This is a messenger RNA of Podarcis raffonei (Aeolian wall lizard), 963 nucleotides long. RefSeq names its product thyroid hormone-induced protein B-like. The record is from RefSeq and is a predicted model, not a curated record. Gene Ontology annotation, cellular component: membrane. Bases 424 to 963 code for a protein of 179 amino acids. The transcript is spliced from 4 exons. NCBI's taxonomy places the organism in Eukaryota, Metazoa, Chordata, Lepidosauria, Squamata, Lacertidae.
AUGUACUGGAACUUUCAUGAGAUUCAGUGGAACAGGUCAAAUCCAGUGGGAACAGCAGCUUCCUGGGAGAUCUGCACAGGUGGAGUGGGGUUUUGGGUUCUUAGUCAUCCUUCUAGAUUUGGCCACCAAGCCCAACUUAAAACUUCACUCUGCAUUGGGACCCUAGUCCUGUUAGGGUAGGUAGAAAGAAGGGGUCUUCCUGAGUGAAAACUAACAGCCACCUUCCCCUUUUCCGCUUGCUCACACCUGCCCAGACGGGUUUUUAUGGCCGCCUCCGCUCAGCCCAGCUUCUCUUACGGACAGGUGACUCCGAGACUGUGGCUGUGACAGGUGACAUUCUCACUCUGCUCCUGGCUUGCAAAGGCGAUGGAUUAAGAUUAUAUCGAAGGCACCAGAAAGAGUUUUUAGUUCAUCCAAUGCAGCAUGGGAACCCUGCAGUCUCUCCAGAUUAUCGGGUUUCUCCUCUGCCUCUUGGUGACAGAUAUCAAAGGGGAAGAAGAAAGAGUUCCAACCCUUACUAGGGAUGUCUGGGCUUAUGACACAGACAUCCUAGCCAGCUGUGACUUCAAUGACAACCUCAAUCCCUUUUGCAACUGGAAACCGUCCUGUAGCAGUCGCUUUGGAAGCUGGAUCCGGAGUAGAGGUGGAACGCCGACCCUCGGAACAGGCCCAGAGGGAGAUUAUCCUGAUGGAAAGGGCUAUUUCAUCUACCAAGAAGCCAGCAACCUCCUUCCCUUUGACACCACCAUCCUUGAGAGCCAGGAGCUUGUGGUCUCCAGGGAAAUAUGCAUCGAUUUCUGGUAUCACAUGUCCGGCUCAGAGGAUUCAAACGAGCUGAAAGUUGUCAUCUUGACUGAUGAGGACGAAUUCAUGUUGUGGCAUCGAAAGGGGGCUCAGAGCUCGGACUGGCUGCAUGGGUCCACAUCUGUGCAUUUCUUGAGAGAGAGGGACAUCAAGGUAUGA